Messenger RNA from Aegilops tauschii subsp. strangulata, 1894 nucleotides. RefSeq names its product zinc finger CCCH domain-containing protein 18. The record is from RefSeq and is a predicted model, not a curated record. Lineage: Eukaryota; Viridiplantae; Streptophyta; Magnoliopsida; Poales; Poaceae. Gene Ontology annotation, molecular function: metal ion binding; nucleic acid binding.
GGCCUUUUGCUCGCGGCGCCCCGGCCCACCACACCCGUCGUCCUCCCGGCGCAGCGGCGCUGCCGCACCGGCACUUCUUGACCCAUCGAAAUCGUCGGCCCUUCUCUCUUCUCCCGACCGACCGCUGCCUGGACCGGUGAGCCAUGGCGGGCGAGGGGGAGGAGGACGAGGCGGCGGAGAUCGAGCUGCAGCUGGAGCAGCACCUGGAGGAGCAGCGGUCCUCCCUCGCCGCCGUCGACGAGGCCCUCGCCGCCGACGCCUCCAACGCGGACCUCCUCGAGGUGCAUGGGGAACUUCUGUCUGCGAUCAAGGAUGCAGAGGAAGGGCUUCUGCAUUUGAAGCGUUCUAGGCUGGUGAAGCAAAUCGAUCAGAUCUUUCCAAAUCAGGAGUCAGCAUCGUUAUCAACUGAAGUUGCUAUCGAGCCAUUAGAUCCGGAUGAUGUUGAGCCAGAACCAUUGGAGCCACAAGAAUUUUCAGUAGGAUCAAAGUGUAGAUUCAGGCACAAUGAUGGGCGUUGGUAUAAUGGAUGCAUUCUAGGACUUGAAGGUUCAGGCAAUGCACGGGUCUCAUUUCUGACACCCACAUCAGAAAAAAUGUCGAUGUGCAAGUUCUUUCUGCAGCAACGGUGUCGGUUUGCUAAUAACUGCCGCUUGUCCCAUGGUGUUGUGAUUCCUACUUCAUCCUUGAAACGGUUCACUCCAACUGCAUGGCGACAGUCCUUAGCAGGAUCCAGCAUACUGGCAGCUUCUGGGCACCAUUCUGGCCUUUGGAGGAGAGCUGAACUCGAGUCGUGGGAUGAUGAGUUGAAGCGCGGUCAGGUGGUCUUUCAAGAUGAUGGGAGCACUGCAACGCUUCCAGGUGAUUCCCUUUCUAUCCCAGAAUAUGCUGAUGUGAGCGGCGAAGAUGAUGAAAGAGGCUCAAGCGAGGAUGAAUCGGAGUUAAGUGAAGAUGACGAUCAAGAGGAUGAAUCCAUCAUCCAUCAGGGUCUUGGCCGUUUGGAAACCACAAAUUUAACCGGUGUUCAGUCUGAGACCGUGAUCUUUGCAAAAUGGGAACAGCACACCAGGGGCGUCGCCUCCAAAAUGAUGGCAAAAAUGGGUUACCGGGAGGGCAUGGGGCUAGGCGUGUCCGGCCAAGGCAUGCUCGAUCCAAUCCCAGUCAAGGUACUACCGGCCAAGCAAUCACUCGACCACGCGGUCGCUGCAACCACAGGCGAGGACGGCCGAAGCAUCCACCGCAACAAAGACAAGAAGCGUAGCCGGGGCGGGCAAAGGAAGCGCGACAGGAAGUUUGCAGAGCUGGCCAGGGCCGCCAAGGCCGAGGAGGCGGAGAGGUCCGUCUUCAGCUUCAUGAACAGCCAGCUGGUGAGCCAGGACGCGACGGAAGGCUCCUCGGCCGCCAAAGCCAGGAAAGAGUCGCCGUCGGGUCAGGCCAAUGGGCAUCCCAAGAAGGAAGACAACAGAAGGUCUCUGCUCGCGUACGACGACGAGGUGAAGGAGCUGAGGAGCCAGGUCGGGCGGCUGGAGGAGAUGGUGCAGCGCAACCGCAAGGAUAAGGCAGUGCACGAUGCGGCGUCGAGGAAGCUGGAGCAGACGCGGAAGGCGCUCGCCGACGCCGAGGCGACGCACACCUCGGCCACCAACGCGGUCGCUAGGAAGGAGAAGGAGAAGAAGUGGUUGAAAUUCUGAUAUGCGACGUCUGUGUGUGCGCAGUCGGUGGGUGUUUGAUUGGAGCUCUGUUGUAGUUGGCUGGAUGUGAUAUCCAAUUUAGAGGGGUUUUCGUAUGAGCCCUAGAGGUAGAACCAUUCCUGUUAUAGUUAUAUCUGAACUACUCCAGAUAUGGCACAAAUGGUCUUGUCAUAUGCAUAUCUGAUGGAUGGAUGUUUUGCUUGGUA